Prunus armeniaca (apricot) is the source of this 291-nucleotide messenger RNA. The record is from the annotation of a GenBank genome assembly. NCBI's taxonomy places the organism in Eukaryota, Viridiplantae, Streptophyta, Magnoliopsida, Rosales, Rosaceae.
AUGGCAAACAGCAAAGAUGACAUAAUGUAUGGGACUUCACAAGCGAGGCUGAACGAGGAUGAAGCUGUGAGGGUUGCAUACAAGCAUGGGACGCCUCUUGAAGGAGGCAAAAUUGCUGAUUCUGAGCCUGUGGAUUUAUUUUCCAGUGCUCAUAAUAUUCCAAAGGCUCAAGCUCAGGCUCAUCAUGAUGUUCAUGAUGAAGAUUCUAAUCAGAACCAGUCCCAGAUAAAACAAGAUGAUCUUACUAGAAGAGAAGGUGGUCCAGAAUCUGCUGCUAGUAGUACUAAAUAG